AUGGCUCUACGUGUCCGUGUGAUCUCGCAGCAACUGUGCCCACAGCCAGCGGCGAGCAAAUCUCUUGAAGAGAUCGUCUCAGCAGCUCUCGAAGAUGCGGGAAAGUACACAGCGGAUUUGGACGAGCUGAAAGCCGGCGGAAAGAUGCCAGGCAGCACGUACUAUGAUUUCAUGCAGGCUACAAAUCACCUUCUGCUGGUCACUGCAAAAAGAGACUUGGUGCCACUGCUGCACGCUUCCGAGCAAGAAGGCGGCCUGGCAUUGACCAAAGUAUUGCCCGGGCCGUGGGACGAAGCCCACAGCAUAUCAGAGAAGGCUGGGCUGCUGCAGGCAGUGCAGAAAGCCUUUGCAGAGGGCAGCAACGUGCAGCAGAUUGCAGCCUGGCAGCAGAAGUUUGGCAAACGUGGCCUCAGCAGCAACUUGGCCGUACCACAGGUGGUAAACCGAGGGUCGGGCAGCCAGAUCGUCACCCGUGUUGACACCCGGGUCAUCGUUGCUGACCCGGACGAUGCGGCCAGGCUUUCACGCAUACAUGUGCAGAAGGACGGACAGUUUGAGGCUGCAUUGAUGUCGAGCGUGAUAUCCACAACAGACAACACGGAGUGGAGAGCUCAACGGAAGCACUUGACAGAAGCAUUCUUACCUUUGUCUUCCUUGGCUCAGAUCAUGCCAGUAUCCUUCGCUCGAGCUGCCAGCUGUGCUGAAAGACUGAUGUCUGCAGCCACAGGCGGCACGCCAGUAGACAUGAGCGAUUUCAAACUGCACGAGGCACAAGCCCAGUUGCAGCUGGCUUUGCUCGGAUUGCCAGAGGAUCUCAUGAACAGCGUGAAUGCUGAGAUGCGUUCUGCAUUUCACGGAAACCCAGGCAGCAACAGGAAGAAUGCGCUUGCAGACGCCAUGUCCAAGAUAAUAGCCAGCCUCGAGAAUCAGAAGCAAGACCUGACACUUCCGAGCUCAGGGUGUCCAGUGAAAGGCCCGUUGUCGAAAGUUUUGAACACAGCCGAGCUUCCGCCUGCGAGCUUCUAUGGCAACUUGCUGCUGAUCCUAUUUGCCGGACAUGACACGACCGGACACACUAUGACCUGGCUCUUGUUUGAACUUGCUCGCAAUCCGCUCAUUCAGAGUUCCGUGCAGGCUGAAGUUGACGACUUCUUUAGAGGACUGGAUGGACGAGACCCCAAUUACCAAGACCUCAGCCGACUUCCACUCUUGGAUAGAUGCAUUACUGAAACUUUGCGCCUUUGGCCGGCUGUUGCCAAUGGAACAUUUCGCCGACUUCAGUUUGCAGAUACAGUGAAAGGCGCAGAUGGAAGGGAGGUGCAUCUGCCCAAAGGAACACUGAUCAACAUUGUGAAUUGGUCGAGACACAGGAACCCGGAGAUUUGGGGGCAGGAUGCCAAUGACUUCAACCCAUAUCGAAACUUCGAGGCUUCUGAAGUAGCUCACGUAGGCUGCCCCAUGGCUGCUGUGAACCCGCAGUCCCCGCGCUUUUCGCCCUUUGCACACUCGCCUCGCAGCUGUUUGGGACGAAACUUUGCACAAAUGGAAUUGCGAGUGAUCAUGCUGAAUCUGCUCCGGAGUUUCAGUUUCAGCCUUGCGCCGCCCUACGAUGCGCUCUAUUCGUCUAAGAUCAGCACGACGGAUCUCAGCACCUUUCAUGGUGUAAACCGCUUCACAAUGGGCCCGCUUGAUCUGGAGCGCCAAGGUAGCACCGUGUGGGGCAAAAGGCCUCUCAUCGGACUCAAGAUGAUCAUCACUCACCGGCAGAAUCCAGGCGGGCCUUGA
Messenger RNA from Symbiodinium necroappetens, 1785 nucleotides. The record is from the annotation of a GenBank genome assembly. NCBI's taxonomy places the organism in Eukaryota, Dinophyceae, Suessiales, Symbiodiniaceae.